AGAACAACUUGAUGAAAAUAAACAUAGUUUUUUACGGGCAUGUACAGUUGCUCGUCAAAAAUCCGAUUUAUUUCAUAAAUAUGCACUUCGUAAUGCAGCUAAUUUAAUAAAACCUGAAGCUUAUUUAAAACCACUUGAACAAAAAAUUAAAAAUGUUUCAACAAUAUUAAAAAAUAAAGAAGAUACAGUUUUAAAUGCUUGGCAUCAUAGAAAAAAAAUUAUUGAUGAAUAUUUACAAUAUAUUUCAUUUAAACGUAAUACAGAUAAAGUUUUUGUAUGGAUUGAUGAACAUGAUGAAUGUUUCGUAUCAAAACUUGAAGAAUUAGAUAUUAAUGAUGAUGGUUAUAUGGAUUUUGUUCGUGCACUUAAGUGGUAA
This is a messenger RNA of Rotaria sordida, 376 nucleotides long. Lineage: Eukaryota; Metazoa; Rotifera; Eurotatoria; Philodinida; Philodinidae. The record is from the annotation of a GenBank genome assembly.